Leptidea sinapis is the source of this 965-nucleotide messenger RNA. RefSeq lists its product as uncharacterized. Gene Ontology annotation, molecular function: DNA binding. The transcript is spliced from 2 exons. Gene Ontology annotation, biological process: regulation of transcription by RNA polymerase II. Bases 1 to 801 code for a protein of 266 amino acids. Gene Ontology annotation, cellular component: transcription regulator complex; nucleus. The record is from RefSeq and is a predicted model, not a curated record. NCBI's taxonomy places the organism in Eukaryota, Metazoa, Arthropoda, Insecta, Lepidoptera, Pieridae.
AUGAAUACCAUUGAAGAAAUUGACAUAGAUUACUUGAUUACAUUGAUACAGGAAAGGGAAAUUAUAUGGGACAAGUCAAACGUAGAUUUUAAAAAUAAAAAUUUAAAAACAAAAGCCUGGGAAGACAUAUCAAAAGUUUUAUUUCCUGAUUACGAGAAUUUCACAGCUGAACGAAAAAAUAAAGUUGGUAAUGAUUUAAUAAAAAAAUGGAGAAGUGUAAAAGAUAAUUACUUCAGAUAUUCAAAAAAAUUAAAAGAAGCAUCAAAAUCGGGCUCGGGCGCUACGAAACUGAAGAAGUAUCAUUUAUACAAUCAACUCCUUUUUUUGAGAAAAGUGGAACAAAAUGCCACCGAAUCUAGCUUAGACUCGCCUAGAGAAAUCAACAAUGAAUCUACGUCUACAAAUGAUGACAUUACCACAGACAACACUCCGCGCUAUGUUCCAGUCGCGCGCAAAAGGGCAAUGCAAAUGGAUGAGUUUGAAAGAGAAGGACUAAAACUUCUCAAGGAGCCGGAAAAUCGCCAUAUGUCCUUUUUCAGAGCUAUAUUGCCAUCUAUUCAAGAAUUUUCCGACCGAGAAACUCUCCGUUUCCAAAGUAAAGUUAUACAAAUUAUAGAUGAAAUGCGGUAUGGACAAACAUCAUCAUAUGUGAGUGGCCCAUCAACGUCUCACCAACCACCAUAUGGGUAUCAAACAGCAAAUUUUCAAAGUACAUACAUUUCUGAUUUUAAUAAUUCAAUUACAUCUCCAGAAACAUCUCAAGCAAUUGAAGAAACUGAAUACGAUUUUUCUAAUUUGUAAUUACUGGAUGAUAUCUCUCUUAAAUAAUGUCUAAAUUUAAAAUUAUGACAAUUGCUGAUUAUUUGUGAGUUGAUUACUCUCUUAAAUAAUGUCUAAAUUUAAAAUUAUGACAAUUGCUGAUUAUUUGUGAGUUGAUUACUAAUUAAACAAACCAAAAAAACUGU